CUGCAGACUCGGCCGCCAUCACUCCCGGCCAUCUGAUAGGCUGGAACUGCCAUCCAGAAAUCCCCUGCCAAGGCCAGCCAGAGCAGGGCCAAGGUCAGGCCUCCUUUCCCUUCCCAGAACCACAGCUGCUGCUGGGCUUCUGGCCUCCUGGGAACUCCAGCAAGAGGGAAAGACUGACGUCAUGUACUGGGAGUGAGGUCACCCUGCCUGCUCCAACCUGCAGCUGAAACCCCUUCUCGGCGCCCACCCAGCAGGUUUUGCCUUCCCCAUCCCCCUUCCCAAGUUCUUCGCUGGAACCAGAUGCCAGUGCAGCGCAGAGUAGCCACCAGAGGGUGCCCUGUGGCAAGAGAGUGGGGGCUGGAGAGGUGGAGGCUGGGCUGCUCUCUGUUCCUGGAAUGGGCCAGGAGGGAGGAGGAGCAAGCGGAAGGGGAUGGUGUAUUGCUGGCCUGCUGGCCCAGGGGACGAGAAAAGACGGCCAGUUUGGGCACCCUCAGACGGUGGCUGCAGCCGGGCAUGGCAGACUCUGCACAGGCCCAGAAGCUGGUGUACCUGGUCACAGGUGGCUGUGGCUUCCUGGGGGAGCAUGUGGUCCGCAUGCUGCUGCAGCAGGAACCCCGGCUCUGUGAGCUGCGCAUCUUUGACCUCCACCUGGAUCCCUGGCUGGAGGAGCUGAAGACAGGGCCCGUGCAGGUGACUGCUAUCCAGGGGGACGUGACCCAGGCCCAUGAGGUGGCAGCAGCUGUGGCCGGAGCCCAUGUGGUCAUCCACACAGCUGGGCUGGUGGACGUGUUCGGGAGAGCCAGUCCUGAGACCAUCCAUGAGGUCAACGUGCAGGGCACACAGAAUGUGAUUGAGGCUUGUGUACAGAGUGGAACACGCUUCCUGGUCUACACAAGCAGCAUGGAAGUUGUGGGGCCCAACGUCAAAGGCCAGCCCUUCUACAGGGGAAAUGAGAAUACCCCAUAUGAAGCAGCACACAGACACCCCUAUCCUUGCAGCAAGGCCCUAGCUGAGCGGCUGGUCCUGGAAGCCAACGGAAGGAAGGUCCGAGGGGGGCUGCCCCUAGUGACAUGUGCCCUGCGUCCCACUGGCAUCUACGGCGAAGGCCACCAGAUCAUGAGGGACUUCUACCACCAGGGCCUGCGCCUGGGCGGUCGGCUCUUCCGGGCCAUCCCAGCCUCUGUGGAGCAUGGCCGGGUCUACGUGGGCAACGUGGCCUGGAUGCACGUGCUGGUGGCCCGGGAGCUAGAGCAUCGAGCUGCACUGAUGGGUGGCCAGGUCUACUUCUGCUAUGACAACUCCCCCUACAAGAGCUACGAGGACUUCAACAUGGAGUUCCUGGGCCCCUGUGGACUGCGGCUGGUGGGCGCCCGCCCUCUAUUGCCCUACUGGCUGCUGGUGCUUCUGGCUGCCCUCAAUGCCCUGCUGCAGUGGCUGCUGCGGCCGCUGCUGCUCUACGCGCCCCUGCUCAACCCCUACACGCUGGCUGUGGCCAACACCACCUUCACCGUCAGCACCGACAAGGCUCAGCGCCAUUUUGGCUACGAGCCCCUGUUCUCCUGGGAGGAGAGCCGGACCCGCACCAUCCGCUGGGUACAGGCCAUGGAGGGCUCAGCCCAGUGACGGUGGAGCUGGGGCCUGGAGCCCAGCAUAGCACAUUCAUCCAGAGCCCUCAGACCUUGGAUGGGGAGGGAAGGCUGCAUGCUAGAGCUGGAGGAGGGGUCUGGUGCCAGACUAGCUGUUCUAGGGCUCUCCACAUUUUAACCCGUGAGCCUUGAGUCUCUGACCUGACCCCCCUAAGAUCUAGGGCAGGGCUUGGCGGCAGGCAUACCUUCACUCUCAACCCAGGCCUGGCGGCAGGUUGGCGAGGGUCUGAUUCCCUUGAUGCUCAACAGCCCCACCCCAUUUCUGGCUUUUCAAGCAGAACAUGAGUGGGUAGAAGUUCCACAGGCCUCAUGCUGGCCUUCUGAUUUCCCCAUGUGAUUCUCAGUCCUGGAUUCAGAGUGAAGAUGCUUCCUGGUUCCUCCUACCACCUUUGUCCGUCCUUGGGGGUCAUAUUCCCCCUAUUUAAAAACAUGUAUUACCUUUAGACACUAAUCUUUUGAUUCUCUUCAAUGAAGCCCUAGGAAACCUGUUUACUUUCACUUCUUCCCACUCCUCUACCUGAAUCAGCUCCUGCAAUAUCGUUAGAUCUCUGCCUAAAGAUGCCCCAGUAAUGCUGUAUCUGCCAAGCCCUGGAUUAAAACUCUUCUCCAA
Molecule: messenger RNA, 2256 nt
Organism: Vicugna pacos (alpaca)
Lineage: Eukaryota; Metazoa; Chordata; Mammalia; Artiodactyla; Camelidae
Source: RefSeq, a predicted model, not a curated record